AUGACUAAAACAUCUGUAUUUGUUAAGGUCAUUGACAAUUAAUCCAUUGUUGUGUGUUGUUUAUUGUAACUUGGAACUUUUCUUUGCGAUUUCAUUGUGAUCGCUUCGCGUUUCUAACCAUCUAGUGCAUCGUACAACAUGAGCUUCCUGUUUGGAAGUCGUUCCUCCAAAACCUUCAAACCAAAGAAGAAUAUCCCUGAAGGCACUCAUCAAUAUGAGCUAAUGAAACAUGCUGCUGCAACUCUGGGAUCUGGAAACCUACGAUUGGCUGUUAUGCUACCAGAAGGCGAGGAUCUCAACGAAUGGGUGGCCGUAAACACUGUAGAUUUUUUUAACCAAAUAAAUAUGCUUUAUGGCACCAUAACAGAGUUCUGUACAGAAGACAGUUGCUCUAUAAUGUCAGCUGGACCUAAAUAUGAAUACCAUUGGGCUGAUGGACAUACAGUGAAAAAACCAAUUAAAUGUUCAGCCCCCAAAUAUAUAGAUUACUUAAUGACUUGGGUGCAAGAUCAACUGGAUGAUGAAAUGCUGUUUCCAUCAAAAAUAGGCGUGCCUUUUCCCAAAAACUUCCUGACGAUCGCAAAGACCAUCCUCAAACGAUUGUUUCGUGUUUAUGCCCACAUCUAUCAUCAACAUUUCAGCGAGGUUGUGCAACUUGGGGAGGAAGCCCAUCUUAACACAUCCUUCAAACAUUUUAUCUUCUUUGUACAAGAAUUUAGCCUGAUUGAGAGACGAGAACUGGCUCCACUUCAAGAGCUGAUCGAUAAAUUAACGGCGAAGGAUGCGCGAUAAGGUACCUCUUCCAGGACAACAAUUAGAACGCCCGUGUACUUGCAUUUAAUCCCCAGCCUCUAUCCGUGCGCUUCUAGUAUCUCUUAUCUAUUGGGUACAUUGGCUGCUACUUUUUCGUUUAUUUUUGCACUGCGGCAAUUUUAAUUUUGAUUUUAACAUUGUGUUGUUGAAAACUGUGGCAAGUGAUAUGUCGAUCGGUGAUGCCGAUCAAAAGACAAACCAGUCCUCCUUCCAUUCUUUAGCGAUUGUUUUGAUAAACCCCUUCAGUAACGAGAAGACUAAUGUGUGGAACCAACUCAGACAAACAGACAGAUAAUAGGUAUAACAGUAGUGAUUAUUAUAAAUGGAAGUUGUAAGGUUUGUUUGUGUUAUGAGUAUUAUUUAUUGUUUUUUUAUAAAUUGCUUUGUCUACAUUGAUAGCGAUUACAGGGUUCCUUUUAUAACAUUUUCAAUUGUAUACUAAUGGUAUGCACAUAUCUUUAAUGUUGUAUAUAUUGAUAAAUCGGACUGUUUACUUCUAGUUAGUGCAAUAUCCUCUUCCAAAAUAUUAAAUGAAACACUAUCACAAAUUGAAGUGAUUGUUAACAUUGAUUUUUGUAGUUCAUGAACAAAUUAAGUUUAGGCAUGCUUUUUUUGUACACCAUUAAAAAAUAGUUUAAGAAUUAUAUAUUUAAAAUAUACUUACACGGAUGUGUUUAGAAAGCAUAUUUUUCGACACAUGAGAUAUACACAAUUAUAUUGUCGAUAGAACCUAGAUGUAGAGCAGUUUUGUUUUAUUUGUUUUGUAAGAUUAUUUUAUUACAUUUUUUGUUAUUUAAUGUAUUUAAAUGAAUGAAAUGAUUAUCCGACGGUGGACUUAACACGCAAGAUUCUGUAUAUACGAACAAUAAAUUUUUGUAGUAUAA
Messenger RNA from Aethina tumida (small hive beetle), 1697 nucleotides. RefSeq names its product MOB kinase activator-like 1 (gene mats). Gene Ontology annotation, biological process: hippo signaling; positive regulation of protein phosphorylation. Bases 139 to 792 code for a protein of 217 amino acids. Gene Ontology annotation, molecular function: protein kinase activator activity. The record is from RefSeq and is a predicted model, not a curated record. Gene Ontology annotation, cellular component: nucleus; cytoplasm. NCBI's taxonomy places the organism in Eukaryota, Metazoa, Arthropoda, Insecta, Coleoptera, Nitidulidae. The transcript is spliced from 5 exons.